GUUUGAGUCGGGUAUUUGAAUAAAAUAAUAAAUCCAAUGUAGUAUCAAAAACAAUCAAUGGCCUAUAUUACUGAAAAAUGGGCCCCACCAUUCAGAAUUAAUAGACCGAGUACAAAACGUAACUACGCAGGUGACGUAAAAUACAAUUCCUCUCGUAUCCUACCGCAACGUUGUUGUCAUGAACAGCAGAACCCAAUUACCGCAUGCGAAUUCAACCGUCGCGAAAACCAGAUGCCCGACUUCGUAAAGGCGUGAUAUUUUGCACGUGAGAAAAAUAAGCGCGUUUAACACGUGCGCCGUUUGCGGACGUUGAAUCCGCUCCAUAUUCGGUUUCCCCGACAACAAACGUAGAUAUAAAUACGCGUGCAGAUCCUCUCCUUUCUCCUCAUUACACGGCCUUCUCUUCUCUCUCGCUCCAUCUACCAUCGCCAUCGAAUAUCAGCCGUCGACGACUAUCAUCAACGGUGGGAAUUCUCUCAUCUUCCGUGGAAAAUACUAGUAUGUCCCUCACCAUGGGUAGGAAUUGCAACUUGGAGCUUCAACUUUUCCCUGCCGGCGUCGAUGCCGAUCACCCAUCUCCAGAUUCCAGCCAAGCAUCGAGAGAAGAAUCAGUCAAAAACUUGCAGGAACUGACGAUUUUUUAUAAUGGCUGGAUUUGCAUCUGCGAUGUAACGGAGUUUCAGGCUAGGGAGAUCUUAUGCUUUGCGAAUCAAGAAAUGCAUGAGAAGCUAACAGCGCAUCGUCCAGACAUUCUUCUGCCAUCUCAGCAGCCUCAACUUCGUGUUCCAGCUCUUUCAAUGAAGAGAUCUUUGCAGCGGUUCUUACAAAAGAGGAAGAGUAGGAUUCUGACAACUUCCCCUUACAAGCAAUAGUCAUGGAAAGACUUUCUCUUUCGAUGAAGAAGAUUCUCUCACCGACGAUGGGUCACAAGCAAACUUCCAAGCACAUAGGUAGAAAAUUGAAUACACCGCCAAAAGAACCUUCGUGGUGCAUGAAAUGUUGAAAAUUCAAAAUAUCGAACGGAGAGAAAAUUGGAUCCGCCCAGCGAAUGACGUCGGGAUUUAUCAAUAUGAUUUAUAAAAUGAAAAUCUUUAUCAUAAUGAGAAGUGAAUUUUGCUUUCAUUUUUUACAUGAUUUAGAUACAAUUAUCGAAUUGGAUUAUAGGUAUGGUAUAAUGAUUGUAAUUACAAUGAUAAAUAUUAAUGAGGAUUGUAUUGAUUUUUUUC
This is a messenger RNA of Magnolia sinica, 1226 nucleotides long. RefSeq names its product protein TIFY 5A-like. Gene Ontology annotation, biological process: regulation of defense response; response to wounding; regulation of jasmonic acid mediated signaling pathway. Bases 501 to 872 code for a protein of 123 amino acids. Gene Ontology annotation, cellular component: nucleus. Lineage: Eukaryota; Viridiplantae; Streptophyta; Magnoliopsida; Magnoliales; Magnoliaceae. The record is from RefSeq and is a predicted model, not a curated record. The transcript is spliced from 3 exons.